AUGGUGCCUUCGCGUUUAGACAGCGUCACAGGCCCGAUUACCUCAGGAAGGAUGCAGGACGAAGAUUGCCUUCAUCUUACUGUGACUGCAUCAGUUGAGGCACUCACAGGUGGAAAAAAGCGGCCUGUAAUGGUGUUCCUACACGGAGGAGCAUAUGUCUCUGGUGGUGGAGACCUUGAUGCAUAUUCACCCGUCGGACUCGCACAACGCGGUCUCGUCAUGGUCAACAUCACGCAUCGGCUUGGACUCUUUGGAUACCUACCCAUCCAUGAUAGAGCCCCUGCAAACCUCGGACUCUACGAUCAAAUCAUGGCGCUAGAAUGGAUCCAGGGCAACAUUGCUGAUUUUGGAGGAGAUCCAAAUCGCGUUACACUUUUCGGAGAGUCUGCUGGCGCGGAUUCCAUCUUCUGCCUCAUGAUAGCUGAAGGGACUCGACAUCUAUUCCAUCAAGCAAUCCUUCAAAGCGCUCCACUAGGAGUGAGAAUGAUGGAUCGCGAACAAAUGAUACAAUCCCUCGGCGCUUUGGCUCAUCAUCGACUUGCAUCUUCUGAGGCACCCAGGACCAGCGAUGAGAUGCUCUCUCUGCAGGUAGAGCUACUUAUGGAGGCCAAGAAACAUCCUUCCGGAUUAAUGGCUUUUGGGCCUUCUCUGGGUCAUGCACCUCUUCCACCGCUUUCGGAGGUUUCUCACAAGGUCCAGCUGGCAGCAAAACAGAUCAAUCUAUUCGUCGGCUACACAACACAUGAAGGCGCACCCUUCGCAAGAAUGAAUGAUACCUUGCGAUCUUAUUUUGAUUUGCCACUUAUUGGAUGGCUUAUCGAGCGACUUAUGGUGUGGAUUGUUUCAAGAAAAAUGUUCAUAUGGGGAAUUGUCCAACUCCAUAGUCGUUACCUCAGGGCCGGGGGCAGUUCAAGGAAAUACAGAUUCGAUUGGUGGCCGUCGCAAAGCGACUUGCGAUCUACACAUUGUUUAGAACUCCCUUUCCUAUUGGGUACCUGGACGGACUGGGCAAAAGCCCCCAUGCUGCACGGACCGGAAUCGAGAGUUGUACUUGAAAGUUUAGGCACUAAGAUGAAGGAUUUGUGGGCUGCAUUUGCUAAGGGUUUGAUGAAAUUAGAGAAUGUAAAUAUAGUUGGAGACGAGACCUAUGGAGAGAUCAUUUCUUAA
Molecule: messenger RNA, 1167 nt
Organism: Fusarium proliferatum ET1
Lineage: Eukaryota; Fungi; Ascomycota; Sordariomycetes; Hypocreales; Nectriaceae
Exons: 1
Coding region: 1-1167 (388 amino acids)
Source: RefSeq, a predicted model, not a curated record